GCAGCUUCGGGGAGAUGGCCUCGCUACAGCGGCAGCGGAGGAAGGUUGGACGUGUACCUCCGCUCCUCGGUCGCCUAAAACAGGUUUUACGUGAGGGAGCCUCCGUGUUUUCCCAGCCCCCUCCCCCGCGAGCCUAAGAGGGGGUCGAGGAGGAGAAGGAGCAACCGGAGCGGAGCAGAGGCGGCGGCGGCGGGCAGAGGAGUCUUGUCUCCGGCCUCUGCUGCACGCGCCUUCCAGGAAAAGGCGCCUGGUUCGGGCGAGAAGCUGCAAGGGCUCGAUAAGCUGGCCGCUAUCGGGACGUCGCAGGCAGCAGAGCACAGCAAGGAGGAGCUGCGGGGGAAGCGAGCGAGUCGCGGGCACAUCUCCAAAGCCAGCCGGGAAGGAGGGACGGAGACAACCCAGAGGGAGGGCGUGGAGACCCGGGCUCCCCUCCAGCCGUGCUGGAAGCCGCUUGUGCGCUCGGUGGCGUCGCUGUCCAGGAGGACGGGAAAGCUGCUCGUCCCCCCCCCCCCCGGGCGCCGCUUCUGGAGAUGUAGCAAAGAGCCAGCAUCCAUUAACCACGAAUCAUGUCAGUGAAACUAACCUUUGCCUCCCCUGCUGAUGGGGGAAGAAUCAGCAGGAGCUGCUCCUUCGCUGGAUUUAGCAGCACACAAAGCCGGAUGUUGGCAAAAUCUCUCAGCAAAGGAUCCACAAGAUCCAAAAUGUCAGUAAAAUCUGCCAAGAUGUAUUCUUCUCUACAGAAAGUGGCCGUCCUCUGCGAUCCCAAACCACAACAAGUAAAGAAGGUGUUUGAAGCUUUGAAGAAAGGGCUUAAUGAAUAUCUGGAAAUGCAUCAAACAGAGCUGGAUUAUCUAUCAGAGUGCCACCGAGACAGAAGAAGAAAUUCCAGGCUGGGUUUCUACUAUGAUUUGGACAAGCAAAUCCGCUCUGUUGAAAGAUAUAUCAGAAAACUGGAAUUUCAAAUAAGCAAGAUAGAAGAAUUAUAUGAAGCAUACAGCAUCCAGUGUAGACUGCGAGAUGGUGCUUCAAAUAUGAAACAUGCUUUUUCCUUGUCUCCUUCCACUAAAGCAUCAAGAGAGAGCUUGGUUGAACUCUACAAAAAUCUGCAAGAAUGUACAGAGGAUAUGUGUUUGAUUGAGGGGACCCUUGAAGUACAUUUGGGGGAGUUUCACUUGAAAAUGAAAGGAUUGGUGGGUUAUGCUCGUCUCUGUCCGGGUGACCAAUAUGAGGUGUUUAUACGGCUGGGGCGCCAGAAGUGGAAAAUAAAAGGCAAGAUUCUGACAGAUGACAGUCAAACUUGGGACGAGGAAGAAAAAGUUUUUAUACCCAGUCUUCAUGAGAAUUUUGAAAUCAAGGUGACAGAACUGCGAGGACUCAGUACGGUCCUGGUUGGCACUGUAACAUGUGACAGCAUCGAAUUCUUUACAACUAGACCACAAACCAUCAUUGUGGAUAUAACUGAACUUGGUACCAUCAAACUACAAUUGGAAGUCCUCUGGAAUCCUUUUGAUUCCGAGAACUUAAUUUUGUCCCCUGGGUCCACCACCAAGUUUUCUGUGGGAAGUAGAAAAAACUCCAUAUACAGCUGGACUCCUCCAAACACUCCUAGCUUCCGAGAAAAAUAUUACCUUUCUGUUUUGCAACAAGGAAAGAAACAUGCAAAUAUUAGGGAAGAGACCCAAGAUUCCUGCAUCCUGAGCUACUUGGCUGACUGUGAUUUUAACAUGCGUCUGAGGAGUGUAAGUCACAGCCUUACAGAGACAACUGAAGGAAGUUCAUUUAGUUCUGAAGAUCAGAAAGUGACAGAAAGCAGAAACAUUACUCCACCAUCAAAUGAAAGGAAGUUGCCAUUGGCUAUUCUGCAGAAUAAUUGUGCAGAAGGAGAGGAACAGGAUAUUUCAAUAUGCCAGUCUCCUGGCCACAGAACUUUAGAUAUCCUACAAGAAACACCCUAUGCUGAAACCUCUUUAACUAUUCCAUCAUAUCUGCUGGAACAAGACAAAGAUGGUGGUAAAACCAUCACUCGGGACUGGCACCAUCCUACAGUGCAACAAACAAAGAUUCUCUCUGUUGAACAAAAAGACUGGAAUGAUAAUGAUGAUGAUGCCAAAACUACUGGAAAGACCAAGUCAAUUCAGAAAAUCCUACAGGAAGUGUUAAAAUUGCUGAAGUCACAAUGUCCAAGUCCUGUCCCACUGGAGGAAUUGGAAUACCAGGUCUUCUGUAUCCAGGACAAAUUAAAGCCCAAAAAGUAUCCUCCAAAACAUUCUUCCAUGGAGAGUUUGAUGGUAGAGACCGUGUUGGAAAGCUUUGACUUCCUUAAUGCUGACUGCAGUGCUGAUGAACUCUCCUCCUUUGGAAGUGUAAGGACCUGCAGCACCAGUAUCUACAAUGAUGCCACUCUUUCUUCUCUGUGCUGUGAUGCUCACAUGGAAAAGGAGUUAACCACAGGAAGUGAUGACCUGGAUAGACUUCUGGAAAUUCACCUGCAACUCUGCCGGAUCCUUCUGCAGAAACUCCUAAAGCCAAACUUAGCUCCAAUUGUCCAGGAGAACCUUUUGAAAGAAGUGUCACAACAGAAGCAUGUCUUAGAAAUAAUUUCUGCUCUGGCUACUCCUGUGCCACGGAAAAUUACUUCUGUUGAGGAGAUUAUCCAAAAAGCCCAAAAGCCAAAACACUGCUUGAAGAUCUGGAGUGAGUGUACUGAACAGGGAAGCAUAUUAUUCUGUCCAGCAGAAAGAUUUUGGAUUCCUUUGAAAUAUAUACUGAUGUUCAAAACAAAAGAGAAAUAUCGACAUCAUCUAGAAAAAGUUUUGCAAGUAUUCCUGGAACAGAUAGUUGGAGGCAUUUUACUAGGCAACUCGAGAGAUCUUCCAGCUGAAUCCGUGACGUUAUUCCAGUUUUACAGCUACCUGGAGAAACACCAUGUAAACAACUUGGAAAAAUAUUUGAUCCGAUUCGCUAAAGAAGUAAUAUUGACAGAGGACCUGCAACGUCCCGGGAGAAUGAAGAAAAUAAAGAAGUUAAAAGGGAAGCAGCUGAAUCAGCUGGAACCUCUGCCUCAGACCUUACGGCUCCUUGCGGUCCUGCAGCUUGAUGAGAAUCAUCGUAUAGGCAAAGCAGCCACAUUGUGCCUUUCUCGUGCAGCAACCAACAGGAAUUUCAGGGAAAAAGCUCUUCCUUUUUACACAGAUCUCUUAAGCAACGAUGAUGUGAAACUACAGCAAGCCGCUUGUCUAGCCCUCAAAAACCUCAGAGGCAUUGAAAGUCUAGAGCAAAUUGCCACACUGUGCCAAUCAGAAAACGAGGAAGUGAGGACCACUGCCAGAGAAACAACACUUUCAUUUGGAGAAAAGGGAAGAUUGGCUUUCGAAAAAAUGGACAAAAUAUGCUGUGAUCUAAGAGAGGCUAUGUAUCAAGAAGCUGACAUUGAAAUUACAAUAUUUUGAACAAGAACUUCAAAGGAGGAACCAAGGGUUAGAUGCUACAGUAGAAAGGAGUCUUCCAAGAAAAAAGAAAAGUUGAACGCCAUUGGAAAACAUAACAAACCAUAACUACAAAUAUUUUUAAGCAUCCACAUUCUAUAGUCUUAAAUAUAAUUAAUAUUACACUUGCACUAUAUUUGAGUGCUGAAGAUGUAUAAUGAAACCCAAACACCAUUUUUGGAUUCGAUGAAUGAGAUUGGAGAAGCUUCUUUUUUUAAUUAUUAGGUGUCCCCCUUUGGUUUCAAGACAAAUAUUUAUCUUCUCUGACACAAGAGGAGGCAGACUAUUUUAUAUAUAUUUAUUCAUUUAAUUCUUGUAGACCAAGAUUUUUCAAAUGUAAAGUUCUAACAUAAUUAGCUUAAUGCAGCAAAUUAACUUGUGGUUGCCUUCUAGUGGCCUUUUUCCUUUGGAGCAGAUCUCACAGAGACUUUAAGGCAAAAGUUGAGGCUGAUCAUUUCAAAUUUUAGACAUUUUCCCCACUUUUUACAUAAAACAUCCUAGGGCAAACACAUCUCCCCUGUCCUCCUCCCAUAAGGCAUCUCUCAUUCUUUGAUUUGGGGACAAGGGCAUCUGCAAAGUUUUUUAAAAAAUUACCAUGGUGGCUGCAACUGGAUUAUUGAAGCGUAUUCUGUUUUUAUUUGUAUCAUCUGCACAAUGCAUGUGAAAAAGCAGACAGAACUUUCCACAUAGAUUAAAACUCGACAUAAAAUUCUUGGAUUUGUGGACUGAGACUGGAGCUUUACAAAUAGUUGUUGGUCGUCCCUGUAGCUUCCAUUUAAGAUAUUACCAUGUUCACAUUUUUGACAGCCCUUUCCUCCCUCCUUCCUUGUCCCCAUUACACCUAUUUCCUAUUUCUAUUUAUCCAACUAUUUGAAGAGCUGUGGUGGCAGAGUGGUUAGAAUGCAGCAUUGCAAGCUAACUCUGCCCAAUGCCAG
This is a messenger RNA of Crotalus tigris (Tiger rattlesnake), 4420 nucleotides long. It is a transcript of the gene RIPOR3, whose product is annotated as RIPOR family member 3. Lineage: Eukaryota; Metazoa; Chordata; Lepidosauria; Squamata; Viperidae. The coding region runs from base 567 to 3449 and encodes 960 amino acids. The transcript is spliced from 22 exons. The record is from RefSeq and is a predicted model, not a curated record.